Molecule: messenger RNA, 957 nt
Organism: Aspergillus tanneri
Lineage: Eukaryota; Fungi; Ascomycota; Eurotiomycetes; Eurotiales; Aspergillaceae
Product: putative MFS transporter
Exons: 7
Coding region: 1-957 (318 amino acids)
Biological process (GO): transmembrane transport
Cellular component (GO): membrane
Molecular function (GO): transmembrane transporter activity
Source: RefSeq, a predicted model, not a curated record
AUGUCACAACAGGGGCAGGGCUUCUGUGGAAAACAAAUUCAGGAUGAACAAAUUGAACAUGGUCAAACGGAACCCAUUCAGAAUGUUUCGCAAAACGAGCAUAAACAGGACAAAGCUCUUGAACUAAUCGAGGAUUUGGGGCAUUCUACGGUGCUCACACCGGAAAAUAAUUCUAAGGUACUUCGAAAGAUUGAUCUUAGGCUUUUACCUAUUCUUUUGGGGAUCUACUUUCUGCAGCAACUGGACAAAUCGACCCUUUCAUAUGCAUCGGUUUUUGGAUUGAUUGAAGAUGCCAACCUCAAAGGCCAACAAUAUUCAUGGCUGGGGUCGAUCGUUUACCUCGCACAGCUCGUUCCUCAGCCUAUUUUGGCCUACAUCUUGGUGAAAGUACCACUGGGGAAGUUUCCGGCAUGUACAACUUUCCUCUGGGGCAUCGCCGUAACGUGUAUGACACCGGCAAACACGUUUAAGGGGUUGUUGGUUUGCCGACUGUUAUUGGGACUUUUUGAGGCUGGAAUCCCCCCGGCUUUCAUUGCAAUCACCCAAAUGUGGUAUCGUCAACUCGAGCAACCUAUGAGACUUGGCUCAUGGUAUGCAAUGAAUGGUGUAGUGUAUAUGUUUGGAAGCCUUAUCACAUAUGGUCUGGGCCACAUAGAAUCCUCUGUCCUUAAGCCUUACCAGAUCAUCUUUUUGUUCUUUGGUCUUAUUACUACUGUAUUUGCCUUCGUCGUGCUGAUGUUCAUGCUUGAUUCGCCGGUGAUCUCUAAGUUCCUCAAUGAAGAAGAUAAACUUGUGGCGAUCGAGAGACUUCGGAUGAACCAGCAAGGAAUCGAAACCCACGAGUGGAGGUGGGAUCAUGUCAAGGAGGCUUGCCUUGAUGUCAAAUCUUUCUUUUGGUUCGCGCUGAUGUUCUCCAUCUCGAUCCCUAGUGGCGAUAAAGAUUUUACGGAUAUAUAA